Athalia rosae (coleseed sawfly) is the source of this 3421-nucleotide messenger RNA. It is a transcript of the gene Klp67A, whose product is annotated as kinesin-like protein KIF18A. The record is from RefSeq and is a predicted model, not a curated record. Lineage: Eukaryota; Metazoa; Arthropoda; Insecta; Hymenoptera; Athaliidae. The coding region runs from base 172 to 2832 and encodes 886 amino acids. Gene Ontology annotation, molecular function: microtubule binding; microtubule motor activity; ATP binding. The transcript has 3 exons. Gene Ontology annotation, biological process: microtubule-based movement.
AUUUGAUAGUUUAACGGAUGUUCAACGGCCACGUUUCGUUUGGCUUGUAUACGUUCGUAAUAAAUCAUAGAAUUAACCGGAGUUGAAUGAUCUUCGUCAGAAGUGUAUAAGUUGUACCGAUCGGUGAAAUUCGCCAAAGUGGCUGGUGAUUGGAAAUAACACAAACUCAACAUGGUUUUCAGUCGAAAUCAUCUGUCUAAAGCCUUUUCGCCGAACAAAAUAAAACGUAAGCAACUAUUAGGAGGCACGAAUCACAACCCCAGCGCGAGCGGAAGCACAUUAUCGACAGUCAAAAGCGAAAGUGCUUCGCAGGCAAAUGUCAAAGUUAUCGUCAGAGUUAGGCCUGAGAGCGAGAGAGAAUCACAAUCUAAUCAUCGUAAAGUUGUUAAGAUUAUCGAUGAUAAGAUGCUGAUUUUUGAUCCAAAAGCUGAAGAAAAUCCAUUCUACUUUCAAGGGGUUGCUCAGAAGGGGCGUGACCUGCUAAAAAAGCAAAACAAGGAGAUACAGUUUAUGUUUGAUAGAAUAUUCGAUUGUUCCGCUUCGAAUUUGGACGUAUUUGAAGAGAGUACUAAAAAUAUGAUAUCUACCUUGCUCGACGGCUACAAUUGCUCCGUUUUUGUGUACGGAGCUACAGGGGCGGGAAAAACUCACACAAUGUUGGGAGGACAAGGAGACCCGGGAAUAACUUAUCUUACAAUGGCAGAAUUGUUUUCGCAAAUUGAACUUCAAAAUGCUCAGAAGAAUUUCGAUUUGGGAGUGUCUUACUUGGAGGUCUACAAUGAAAAUGUACAAGACCUACUGAACAAAUCUGGCCCUCUGCACGUCAGAGAGGACGGAAGGUGUGGUAUCAUGGUCACUGGCCUCAAGAUCAUGUCCAUAAAUAACGCCGAAGAAUUACUGAAUCUCUUGGCCAAGGGAAAUAAAAAUCGUACACAACAUCCGACGGACGCAAACGCCGAGAGCAGCCGUAGCCACGCUGUUUUUCAAGUUCAUAUUAAUAUCACAAAUAAACUCGACGGUCAAGUGAAGCACGUUAAAUUAUCAAUGAUAGAUUUAGCUGGUUCGGAAAGAGCUUCCGCAACAGGGUGCAGGGGAGCCAGAUUCAAAGAGGGCGCAAAUAUCAACAAAUCUUUGCUAGCCCUUGGCAACUGUAUCAACAAUUUGGCGGAUAAUCUCAAACAUAUUCCGUACAGAGACUCGAAGCUUACCAGGUUGUUGAAAGAUUCUUUGGGUGGAAACUGUCAAACUGUCAUGAUAGCCAACGUCAGUCCAUCGAAUUUGAGUUACGAAGACACUUAUAAUACCUUGCGAUACGCCAACAGGGCAAAGAAGAUCCAGACAAAUGUUAAGAAGAACAUCGUAUCUUGCCAAAUGCACAUUACUGGAUACAUAAAAAUAGUUGAGGAACAAAAGAAAGAAAUUGACGUGUUGAAACAGCGAAUACUGGCAUUAGAAGGUGGAUUACCUAAAAGUGGCGAGACUGCCGCUGCUGGACCUGAAGUAGAUCUGUCCAAAUGGCUUGGAAAACUCUCGACCUUGUACGAUGAGAAAAAAUCACUGAUCGUUAAGAUCCUUUCGCUAGAGAGUACCGACAAAACCUUGUGUUGUAGAAUUCUCAAAAAAAAAGAAGCCCAUUCUCGAUUACACAUUCUCACUCUCGACGCCGACGCAGUAAUUCCUGACGACGUAAAUACCAGUGGCAAGAGACGGAUAAAAAAAUCCAUGUGUUUCUUCAAACGGCAGCGAGAGAGUAUAAAAAUUCAGAUGGAUGCGUUAUGGAAUGAGCUGCGAGAAAUUGAACAGGAAUUGCAGAAUCUCAGCUUGUCUAUAGAUUCGAACGAUCUGACGAGUAAACUAGCCGACAAAAUAACAAUCUACAAAUCUGAGAUCGAGAAAUGUACGUUCAAGCACCAGAUCGAACACAUGCAGAAGAUAUGCAAUAUUCAAGAAUCGGAGAAUUCUUCCACCAAGAACAUUGUCGAAUUGGUCAGCAAAACUUUGGUCAGAUUUUUCAAUCUGAUGCACGGAUAUGGAACGAUAACCGACCCAAUGAAGGACGAGUUCAAGCGGUUGAUCAGAUCGUUGGAAGGCAUGAAAGGCGUCAAAUGGUUCGACACAGAGAUGACCGAGGAAGAAGAAGAGUUCUCCGCUUUGAGCUGCUUGAGCAUCGAGCAAAUAUCCAAUCCAUUGGAACACGAGUUGCCGCCACCCCUGCCAACGGUUCUGUCAGAAGAGGAUGAUCCUGCGAAUACCAGCAGGCUAAAUGGCACCUUUGACGCAUUACCGGUGAAGCAAGAGCAAAUAAUGGGCACUAACGAGACGAUCGUAGUGGCGCAUAAAAAUGAUAGUUACUCCGAGUCCAGUGACGAACUUAGUGACAACACAGGCGAGAAAGGGACCAUCGAUACCUCGAAAUUGAAUAAUACUUUUAGUUUGGUCGAAUCCAAAGCUAAGAAACGCGUCUUGAUGGAUAAAAAUGAAGUGAUCGGCAAACCAACACUGAACAAGGUUAAGAAAGUAACGCCAGAUCUGAAACCGACAUUAAAAAGUCGGAACAACAAUCCCUUUGGUAAAGAAAAUAAGACUGUCGCUAACAGUAGGAGUGUCAUGAGCGCCAGGAGUGUGGCUAUUUUGAACAAGAUAAAGGCUGAUCGUGCCAAAAAUUUCCCACCGAAUAUGAGCCAAUCUUGCACAGAACGAGCGCAACCAAUUUUAGUGACAAUCCGAGGGAAAGAAAAAAGAGUCUUAGCCACAAACGUGCAUCCGUACAACCGACCCGUGGUUAAUAAGUCAAAAUUCAAUGUUCAACCGUCAUCAAGGGUUCCCUGGUAAGUCUGCAGGAUAGUACAAAGGAUUGUUUGAUAUGUAAUUUACCUCAAACAAAGAAAGACUUGGUGAUUCGGAAGUCGGUGAAAUAGUGGAAACCUUCUUAGAAAUUAAUAGUCUAAGGUACGGAACAAAGUUCAAAUAGUUGGUCUGAAAAAUUCAAGUUAUUAUAAAAAUUACGGCCAAAGAUGACGGUCUCGGUCACAGCGGUGGUGAACAAUUCACGUUAGUUUAGUAAAAGAAAUGUCAAAAGUAUUGAAAAUUCACAGUUGUAAUGUAUCACUGACAUUCAGAAUGAUUUUCAUUUCUUACGUAACAUUUUAUUGAUUGUGAUAAAUGAUAAGUAACUAUAAUAUAUUUCACAAAGUUUUUAUUGACACCAUCUCAGUGAAAAUAUUAAGUUACGCCGUUUGUAGAAAUAAAAAAAAUUAUACUAAGUUAACGCUGACUUCUGGAUACCGGUAUUAAUUAAGGUCUACGAUAUAUUGAUAUUAUUAACUAAGAUAGAUAUUUUAUUAUGUAUAGAUUUAAUCGAUGUAAGACUUGUAUUGUGAAGGAAAAAAAAGAAUAAUUGACCGCUAUUUACUUCAACUUA